Vigna radiata var. radiata (mung bean) is the source of this 2127-nucleotide messenger RNA. Its product is annotated as BAG-associated GRAM protein 1. The transcript is spliced from 18 exons. The record is from RefSeq and is a predicted model, not a curated record. NCBI's taxonomy places the organism in Eukaryota, Viridiplantae, Streptophyta, Magnoliopsida, Fabales, Fabaceae. The coding region runs from base 227 to 1996 and encodes 589 amino acids.
AAAAAAGAAGGCAAGAAGACGAGUGCAGUUGUUUGACACUUCGCACUCUCUUUCUUUGGCUUCCAACGGUCCAACUUUGACUCUCUUUGUUCUUUCAUCAACUUCCUCAUCCUCUUCUUCUCAUGGCUUCGCAACAUUCCCUAAACCCUAGAACAACUCCUUCACCGCUCUGUUUCUGAUUCGUCAGUUGCUCUCUCCGUUUACGUUGUCACUGGCGACCAUCACCAUGAACUGGACCGUUGAUCCCGCGCUCUUCGCUGUUCUCUUUCCCUCUCUAUGGGAGAUCAAAGUCGCCGUCGCCGCCUCAGUAUUCGUCAUAAUCGCCUAUCGCUUCUUCGCUGCCCGAACCGGACACGUCCACGCCGAUCCGUCGCUUACCGACAAUUCCGCCACAGUCGAUGUCGCCGACGAUAAGGACAAGAUGGAGCAGCCUAAAGUGGAUUCUCAAGCCAGUUCAGCAUACUUGAUCAAGUUAGAACUAUUGGCUGCUAAGAAUCUUGUUGGUGCAAAUUUAAAUGGCACAUCGGAUCCUUAUGCUAUCAUCACAUGUGGCAAUGAAAAGCGAUUCAGUUCCAUGGUCCCUGGUUCAAGAAAUCCAAUGUGGGGCGAGGAGUUCAAUUUUUCUGUUGAUGAACUUCCUGUCCAGCAGAUCAAUGUCACCAUUUAUGAUUGGGAUAUAAUUUGGAAAAGUGCUGUUCUUGGUUCAGUGACUAUUCCGGUUGAAAGUGAAGGUCAGACUGGUGCAGUGUGGCAUACUUUGGAUAGUCCAUCAGGGCAGGUUUGUCUUCAUAUAAAAACAAUAAAACUAUCUGGAAAUUCUUCCAGGAUAAAUGGAUAUGGAGGAGCCAACCCCCGAAGAAGGAUCCCACCCUUGGAAAGACAGGGGCCCACAGUGGUCCAUCAAAAGCCAGGGCCUCUUCAGACAAUAUUUUCUCUUCAUCCAGAUGAGGUUGUUGAUCAUAGUUAUUCUUGUGCACUUGAGAGGUCAUUCUUGUACCAUGGUCGUAUGUAUGUCUCAGCAUGGCACAUUUGUUUUCACUCCAAUGUGUUCUCAAAGCAAAUGAAGGUGCGUAUUCCAUUUGAAGAUAUAGACGAGAUUCGACGGAGUCAACAUGCAUUUAUUAAUCCUGCUAUAACAAUUAUACUUCGCAUGGGUGCUGGUGGACAUGGUGUCCCUCCUUUGGGAAGCCCUGAUGGUAGGGUCAGAUAUAUGUUCGCAUCCUUUUGGAACAGGAAUCAUGCAUUCAGAAAUCUCCAGCGUGCUGCAAAGAAUUUCCAUGAAAUGUUGGAAGCUGAGAAGAAGGAAAAUGCAGAGUCAGAGCAGCGUGCACAUAGCAGUUCUGUAAGAGGCAACAAACUGCUGGAUAAGGCUCCUGUAGAAAGCAUAUCAAAAAUUGGAAAACUUCCACAUUUUAUCAAAGAAGAGGCGUUAGUUGGUAUAUACAAUGAUGUUUUUCCCUGCACAGCGGAGCAGUUUUUUAACUUAUUGUUGAAUGACGGUUCAAAUUUUACUAGCAAAUAUCGUUCAGUACGAAAGGACACUAAUCUUGUGAUGGGCCAGUGGCAUACAGCAGAUGAAUAUGAUGGUCAAGUCCGAGAGAUAACCUUCAGAUCACUUUGUAACAGCCCUAUGUGCCCUCCAGAUACAGCCAUGACAGAGUGGCAACAUCAUGUUUUAACACCAGACAAGAAAAACCUGGUGUUUGAGACUGUGCAGCAGGCACAUGAUGUUCCAUUUGGAUCCUAUUUUGAGGUACACUGUAAAUGGAGCUUGGCGACAAUUAAUGAAAGCUCGUGUAAUCUGGACAUUAAAGUGGGUGCACAUUUCAAGAAAUGGUGUGUUAUGCAAUCCAAAAUAAAGUCAGGGGCAGUCAAUGAGUACAAGAAAGAAGUUGAGGUCAUGUUAGAUGUUGCUCGAUCGUAUAUAAAAUCAAAUACUUCUAAUGACGAGAACGAUGAGGUCUCUUCACCCCUUGCACUGCCCCCGGAAAGCUGAUAUUUUUGGGAAUCUCAAGAUUAUGAUUUUAUUUAUCUGUGCAAUAUUGUAACAAUUUUUUUUUUCAUGUAACACGCAUAGCCGAAUAUAUAUGUAUAUGUAUAUUUUGAAUGCAAUAGGUUUUUUUUUUU